CACUGUACCGGAGUGUCCCAGUCCGUAUCGUGCGAUCGGUUCUGACUAGUCGCGUGCCCUUUCGCGUGUGAUCAAUCCUCACUGCAAGUUAGGCGUUAGCGGUGCGUGUAAAGUGCAUUUACCGUCCAGUGCCGAAGUGAACAUGAAGCUGCAAAUUGCUCUACUACUUACCGUCGCCAUUAUCGGAACCGGGUCCGCCGCCAAAUUCCCAAAUGCCUUCUCGCGAUGCAAACAGGAGGAUGGCAACUGUUUACUGGAGGCGGUCACUGCCACCUUCCGGAAUUUCCACAAAGGAGUUCCGGAAAUUGGGCUGGUACCACUAGAUCCGUUGCGCAUCGAUAAAAUGGACAUCGUGCAAGGAGAUGGUCCAAUCAACAUCGUACUAAACUUCAAAAAGGUGGACCUAGGUGGAUUCCGGGAGGCUCAAAUUAAGAAAAUCAACGGAUUCACUUCUAAUCCUACCAAGAUGGAGAUGAACCUUCUCGUUCCGGUUGCUUCACUCGUCGGAGGUUAUAGAAUUAAUGGCAAAGUGUUGAUCCUUCCCAUUCAAGGUGAAGGUAACAGCAAUAUGACUAUGGUUAACUGUGAUAUAUCGCUAAAGUGGACCGGUAAGCUUGUGGAGAAGAGUGGCCAACAAUUUUACCAAGUCGACAAGUUUAAGGUGCACUUCGACACCAGCCGGUUCUACAUGGACUUUUCGAACCUGUUCAACGGUGAUAAGGCGCUUGGCGAUAAUAUGAAUGUGUUCCUGAAUGAUAACUGGCAGGACAUCCUAAAGGAACUGAAGCCUGCGAUAUCAGCGGCAUUUACAAAGAUUUUCCAGGCUGUUGUUAGCAACGUUUUCAACAAAGUGCCUUACAACGAGCUUUAUCUCGCUUCUGCUUCAUACAGUCAGUGUAAGACGGGCGAUGAGCCGUGCGUCGUGCAAGCCAUAACCAAUACAUUCCAAAAGUUCCAAGGCGGCGUUCCGGCACUGGGUCUCGCAUCCCUGGAUCCAUUGCGCAUCGAUGAGAUGGACAUUGUGCAGGGUACAGGGCCGGUUAACAUAGUGUUAAAUUUUAAAAAUGUUGACAUCACCGGUUUUAAGGACGUUGCAGUGAAAAAAGCAAAAGGUUUCACCGAAACUCCCAACGUGAUGGAGAUGAACCUACGACUACCAGUUGCUUCACUUGUUGGCAGUUACAAGAUUAAAGGAAAAGUCCUUAUUUUACCUAUCCAGGGUGAGGGUAUCAGCAACAUGACAAUGGUGAACUGCGAUUUUCUGAUGAAGUGGAACGGCGCGCUAGAAAAGCGAGCGAAUGGUAAAGAGUACUACCAGAUGAACAAAAUUAAGGCUACGUUCGAUACCACUCGCUUCUACAUGCAUCUGACGAACUUGUUCAACGGUGAUAAGGCACUGGGUGACAAUAUGAACCAGUUCCUGAACGACAAUUGGGAGGACAUCCUGAAGGAGCUAAAGCCCGCCAUCAUCGGAGCUUUCACGAAAAUCUUCCGUGCUAUUAUAACGAAUGUGUUUGAAAACGUUCCUUAUGAAGAGCUAUUCUUACCAAAUGCCUAAUAGCGAUAGCGACUAUUUCUAAAUGUAAGUAACUGUUUUGUGAUGUUGUACAAUAAACUAGUUUUCUUGACUGCUAGUAGGCAAUCAAGAUGAAACGUUA
Messenger RNA from Anopheles gambiae (African malaria mosquito), 1658 nucleotides. Its product is annotated as circadian clock-controlled protein daywake. The record is from RefSeq and is a predicted model, not a curated record. The coding region runs from base 143 to 1558 and encodes 471 amino acids. The transcript is spliced from 7 exons. Lineage: Eukaryota; Metazoa; Arthropoda; Insecta; Diptera; Culicidae.